Molecule: messenger RNA, 4128 nt
Organism: Stereum hirsutum FP-91666 SS1
Lineage: Eukaryota; Fungi; Basidiomycota; Agaricomycetes; Russulales; Stereaceae
Product: P-loop containing nucleoside triphosphate hydrolase protein
Exons: 14
Coding region: 40-2091 (683 amino acids)
Biological process (GO): SRP-dependent cotranslational protein targeting to membrane
Cellular component (GO): endoplasmic reticulum membrane; signal recognition particle receptor complex
Molecular function (GO): ATP hydrolysis activity; GTP binding; GTPase activity
Source: RefSeq, a predicted model, not a curated record
GACCUCUAUCCCGCUCAAUACAAACCAAGACCACACACGAUGCUCGACCACUGCUCAAUCUCCCACAAAGGUGGUGUUGUCCUCUGGUCUCGUUCGUUCACCCCGGCCGCAUCCCAGCUUGCUUCGUCUCCAGCUUCGCCGGUCAAUUCGCUCAUACGCGAUGCCCUCAUUGAAGGACGGACUACGGGAGAUAAGUACGAGAAGGAUGGGUAUGCUGUGAGGUGGACUUUCGUGAAUGACCUUGAGCUCAUAUUCGUCGUGGCAUAUCAACGCAUUCUUCAGCUCACAUACGUCGAUGACCUGCUUGCAGCUCUGAAGACACUCUUCGUCAAACUCUUCCAACCCUUCCUCACCAACUUCGUCGCUUCCCUGCAUUCCAUAAACACUCGAGUCGCAUCCGCAGCCUCCACUGCCGCCUCCACUGCCACUUCAUGGGAUUUUGUCAAGGCAUUUGACGGGUGGGAUAGCGUGUUUGAUAAGUUGCUCAGAGGGCUGGAGGAGAAGGCUGCCGCGGAGAGAAAGUCCCGCAUGAGACCUAUCGCCCGUCCAGUAACCGUCGUCGAACCUCCCAGCCCCCCCUCUGAUGAUACAGAUACCGCACCAUCACAGGCACCUUCUGCAGCAGUUGACGAACAACAGAUUGCUCGGAACGUUCAAGCUUUGAAGAACAGGCUGCGCGGUAGGGGCGGUAAACGGGGUGGGGGAGGUGGAGGCGGUCGUUCGGCGCUCGCGCGGAACGACUCUGGUGCGGGUAGUGGACGGGAGAGCUAUCCUAAUUCCGACUCGGACACCACCUCAAAACGCAAACCCAAGGGGAAAGUUCAACGCAAAUGGGGCAACGAAGCGCCUACAGAAUCCGACAUGGCUACUCUCGAUUUCAGCUACGACAAACCAAGCGAUGUAGACUUCGACAUCUCACUCGAUGUCCAGGCCCUUGUCGAUCAAGCCUCGCUCGGCACGCGCACCAACGACGGUCUCUACGAAGUCAAAGACUGGGAGUUCGGUCGUAAGGCCGACGAGGCCGUCUCGCAGGCUCUUAACUCCUCUGGUGGUGGCGCUGCUGAGAAGAAGGGUGUGGCGGGCGGGAGCUUGGGCGCGCUGGGAUCGAUGUUUGCGCGGUUGACGGGCUCGAAGGUGCUCACGGAGGAAGAUUUGAAGCCGGUGUUGGAAGGGAUGAAGCAGCAUUUGAUGAAGAAGAACGUGGCAAUGGAUAUAGCAGAGAAGGUCUGCGAGGGUGUUGGUGAAAGUUUGGUAGGCAAGAAAGUGGGAGGGUUCCAAACAACGAGCGCGGCCGUCAGACAGGCCCUGUCGAACUCCAUAACCCGUAUUUUGACGCCAAAUACUUCGACUGAUCUUCUGCUUUCCAUCCGAAGCAAGCUUUCAUCGCCUUUGGCAUCGACUCAACAACGUCUGCCAUAUAGCAUCACCUUCGUCGGCGUCAACGGUGUCGGCAAGAGCACCAAUCUCUCAAAAGUCUGCUUCUGGCUCAUCCAAAAUGGACUGAGGGUUCUUAUUGCUGCUUGUGAUACUUUCAGGAGUGGCGCCGUUGAGCAGCUGAGAGUACAUGUUCGGAAUUUGAGUAUGCUGGGCGUAAAUGGUGCAACAGAUAGUAAAGGACGAGUGGAGUUGUAUGAGAGAGGAUAUGGGAAAGAUGCGGCCGGGAUUGCUAGGGAGGCUAUCGCGUAUGGUCGAGACAAUGACUUCGACGUUGUCCUUAUCGAUACUGCAGGUCGCAUGCAAGAUAAUGAGCCCCUCAUGCGUGCCCUGGCCAAACUCGUAUCCGUCAAUAACCCAGACAAGGUCAUCUUUGUUGGCGAGGCGCUAGUGGGCAAUGAAGCUGUCGACCAGUUGUCCAAAUUCGACCGUUCGUUGAAAGAUUUCUCUUCCGCUUCUGGCGGCGCGGGCUCGGGGAGAGGGAUAGAUGGCAUGUUGGUCACCAAGUGGGAUACAGUGGAUGAUAAGGUGGGAGCGGCGCUCUCGAUGACCUAUGUAACGGGACAGCCCAUCAUCUUCGUAGGCACUGGACAGACAUACACGGACCUGAGACAGUUGCGUGUAGCGAACGUGGUGCAGGCUAUUUUGAGUGACUGAGCCCGCCCAAGAGAUUUUAGUGGUUUGAGUGUCGAUAUGCAUGGUAUGGUGGGGUGCUGUGGUGCGGUUUGGUUUGUGUUCCGAUGUGAAAUGGUAUUCUGCUGUCAUCAGCAGCUGGCGUUGUGCGGGUACCUUCCGAGAACGCGAGGUAUGUUGGGAUCUCGAGUGUGAUAGAUAGAUGGAUUGGUAGAUGCGGUCAAAGAGGGUUCUGCGGUCUGUUUCCCCUCGUUUCACUUCACAUGUUCCAGCCUUUUCCCCAGGACGCUCUUCUUUUCUUUCUCAUGACUUUGAAUCUCUCAACAUGGGUUCCGAUGGAUGGAUGAGUGGGUAUACGGUACGCCGAUUGAAGACUGCAAUGACAGUCGCCGUCGUAAUAGGGAUUGUAUCCGAGUUUGAUGAUUGCUUGUACAUAUACUAUUUAUGUGCUGUAAUGUAUCAUAAUGUGACCAACUUCAGCAUGCUACGAUCUUCCUCGCAGCACAGCUGUGCUGGAUGGCCGGGAUAUAGUACUAGGCUGUCGAGAAGGUAAUGUAGUACAACAACGACAUCAGAGAGCAUGUAGCCAAGGCAGAACCAUGUGCAUGGAGAAAAUGUCUAUGAAGUGGGGAUCAGUGUGUACAAGAACGUGAAGGAAUGAAGAGCAGAAGCCCAAAGACAUACACAUACACAGGACAAGAACUAGAAUGGAAUAAAUAACCACCAAAGCAUUUAGUCCAUCCUCAAGAAAUCAGAAUCGCGAGGACGACCUCCCACACCUCCACUAGCACCUCUACCAGCCCAGUUGUCCUCCACCGGAAGCCCCCUCAAUCUAUUAUCCUCCCCAAGUGACUGCACUCUCUGCCUCUCUCCGUGCGAGCCGUGGAACGCAGCGUGUCCCGAAGAAUCCGUCGAUGGUGGUUCGGCGUCGCUCUCGGGGAACCGAGCGGAGGGGUCCAUGAUGGGCGUCAUAGAGUUUAUCCUCUGUGGUUGCAUCCAACGAGGUAGUGGACUUGACCUCCCCUGAUACUCGUCGCCGCUAAUAGCAAGGCCUAUCUCGCCGGCGUUCUCGUGUCCGUAUCCCGUUGACAUCCUAUCCUGCGGCGGAGCUCCCAUGCCCGUCCCUACGCUGCCAACACUUCCCCACCUGCCGUGCCCAUUCACUGCUGCUGCCGGCAAUGCACCCAUGUUCCCUGCAUUACUAUCUACUGAUAGACUCUUCUCUCCUCGGACGUGCGUCAUCAGCAUUGGCCGAAACUGUUCUCUUGCAGUAGGGUUCAUGAAUUCGGCGGAGGGAGGCAUGCGGAGACGUUUUCGAGAGAGUAGGCGUUGUCGUAGAGCGAGAAGAGAGAGGAUGACCAUAAGGAGGAAGACGAAGGAACCGAUGGCGAUGCCGAUUAUACUUCCCUUAGAGAGGCCGUGAGAGGCACUGACGCGACUUUGCGGGGAUGAAGGCAAGUCGGAGGGGAGAGCAGGAUUGCCUGAGGGUAGCGUGGUUGAGAGGAAGGUGGAGGGUAAUGAUGAAAUAUCAUAUGAUGAAGAAGUUGAGACGCCGUUAGUUGAGCUGUCAAAAGUCGAUGAUGAGGGAGCGUUGGAUGUGGUGGUGGCGGUACUGCUCCAAACGGUUGAAGAGCCAGUGAUAGUCGUUGAAGUGUUAGAUGUAUUCGUCGGGUCAUAGGGUGAAGUGAGCGUAGCACCCCCAGACGCCGUUGUAGACUCGGAAAUAGGAGAUGUCGAUGAUGAUGAGGGCGUGCUGUCCGUCGACUCGUCACGGGAGACAUGUCCAGGGUGAUGGGAAUCAUGCGGAAAGCCACCAUUUCCUCCUGCCUUUUCAUCGAGACCAGAUCGCCUGAGACGAGUGUCGACAGAACUCGCUUCGAGGACACCACGUUGACUUUCAGCACCAGACCAUUGAGUCGAGCCCUCUGGACGAAUCUUGGGUCUGACAUCGCGGUAGACGCCUAUCAAAAUAUUCAUUUUCUAGUGGCCAGAAUAACCGCACCUUGUGCACUCCUUCUUCAGUGAAGAAACAGCAGACAGCAGGAGGCGAGCACCUGGAAG